GUCUUCUUUCCCCCCCAUCUCGCGAUAUUUCCUCAAUGUCUGUGUCCUUCAUGUGAAAUCCAAAAUGGGUUAUUGGGAUCUGCAAGAGGGGAAAGAUUGUAUCGAGAAAACAUGGAUCACCACUAAAUUGGGCACAGCUCUAGGGUUGGUGGGUUCAGCCUAUCACAUUGUGGCAUUCCAGCCUGAUUCCGCAAUCCAAGCUGUUCAGAGAGCCACAAAUGGCACAGUAACCAUGGCUGCCUUGGGGGCGAUCUUUGGAAUGACCACUUGUCUAGCUGCACAGGCCCGGGAUGCUCCUGAUGAUCCGGUGAACUAUUUCCUCGGAGGCUGUGCAUCAGGAGUCUUUCUUGGAGCUCGUACUCACAGUGCAAUGACAGGCAUGACGGCAUGUAUUGGGCUGGGGACACUGGCCAUGUUCACUAAGGUGGGCAAGAUGGAGGGCUGGAGAUUAGCUGGACCACCCAGGAUGUAAACAGCCCAAGGGGGAGACUAUAUAUUGACAUGUAUAUUGUAUAUUAAAUAUUCCUUGAAUAAACUUGUGUAAAAGAG
Molecule: messenger RNA, 549 nt
Organism: Oncorhynchus tshawytscha (Chinook salmon)
Lineage: Eukaryota; Metazoa; Chordata; Actinopteri; Salmoniformes; Salmonidae
Product: NADH dehydrogenase [ubiquinone] 1 alpha subcomplex subunit 11
Exons: 4
Coding region: 65-472 (135 amino acids)
Biological process (GO): mitochondrial respiratory chain complex I assembly
Source: RefSeq, a predicted model, not a curated record